CUUAAUUAUAUGAUCACCUAGAUUAAACUUUCUUGUGAAAGUUUGAUGGCAGUGAAUACACACACUGAGCUUACGGCUUCCCUGUGCCAUACCAUUCUCAUUUUUAAUGAUGUAUUCCUCUCCCAUUUCUGUAUUCCCACAUGUUUCAGUGUCCAAAUCGUUUUCCACCUUCAGUUCUUCAAGAGCUUCACAUUUAAUCCAGGCUUCUGUAAAAUCGUUCCCAUUUCCUGUGCUGGAAUACGAUAAUAUAAACUGUAGCUUUUUGAUACAUAUACUGCACAUAUUAGGAGACAUGUGCAGAUUAAAAAACAUGAAAUUCUGAACGAUGACCUUUAAAUUUAAACAAUGAGUAGCAUCAUGUUUUUGGGCACUCACCUAUCCGAAACUGUGUCUGCAACACCUGUACUAGAGCAUAGGCUGUACUCAUCUUUAAUAAAUGUACGAGUUAUUUGAG
This is a messenger RNA of Acanthoscelides obtectus, 454 nucleotides long. The record is from the annotation of a GenBank genome assembly. Lineage: Eukaryota; Metazoa; Arthropoda; Insecta; Coleoptera; Chrysomelidae.